UUUUCAGCAAGCCAGGCAAGGGCGAGCAAAGAAGCUUUGCUUGCUUCUUCUUGCUGACUUGCUGACUGACUUGCUUGCUUGCUAUCCCAAGCAAGCAUGGAUCUGUUGAAGCAGUUCCAGUGUCACAUCUGCCAUGGCACCUUGCAAGGUGCUGUGGUGUGCCCGCAUUGCGGCGCCAAAGGCUGCGCAGCCUGCUUCUCGACGUGGCUCAGCAACAAGCAGGCUUGCCCAUAUUGCCGUGGGACGCUGACCGUAAAGAGUCUUGUCAAGCUGCCGUGGCUGGAUCCCAUCGUCAUUGAAGCUGUGCGUCAUGGGCUCGAGAACUCCGAGGAAAGCGUGGAAGAGGAGCCAGAGCUUGCAGAGCUCGUGCGUGAGAAGAUGAUGGCUGAGCACUGCGAACAACACAAGGAACUCGUCAAAGUGUACUGCAAGCAGUGCGAGUGCUGUUUGUGUGUGCGCUGCUUCUUUGAAACGCACCAGCGACACGAAUGCUGUCCCAUCGACGACGUUUACCGCCUCGAAAUGAAGGCGCUUGAGCGGAACCUGCGCCGGUUGAAGGAGCAGCAGACAGACUUCACGCGGUGGAUGAAAGAGGUUGAGACUCAGGUGACCCUGCUGGACGCUGCGGGGAAGGAGGCAACAGAGCAGCUUGACAAGCACCGCGACAUGUGCAAGGCCAUUAUCGAGAAGCAGCGAGAAGAGAAGUUACGGCGGCUGCUUGGCUACCACGAGCAGCUGACGCAGCACCGCGCCACGCUCGAAGCCAUCCUCCAUCGCAUCGAGACUGUCGCCCGGCCGCAGUCAAAGCCCCUCAUCCUGCGCUCCCGCCACCAAAUCAGCAGCAUGAUCCACGAGUUCCUUCGCCAGCCCGUCGCGCCGCCCCCCGCCAUAUCCAUGGAGGUCGUGCCAGCCAUUCCGGAGCAGGUGACAAAGGUGUUUGUCGUGCGCGCGUUUGCAGAGAAGAUUGCGCGCUAUCGUACCAUUGUCAGCGACGCACUCAACAUCUGUGGCGCACAGUGGAUCCUCAAGCUGGAGAAGAACCCAAAUCCAACCGUCUCCGGGCCCUACCUCUCCGCAUUCAUCGAAAUGAUCAGGGGCCCAGAGGACGGCGUGAUCCCGGAAGCGGCGUGCGAAUUUGUCUGGCGCAUGGAGCUUGUGCCGCCUGACGGGAGCGAGCGGAACCGCGUUGUGCGGGAGGCGACGUCGCGGUUUUGCCUGCACGACUCGUGGGGAUACGAUAACAUGUGCUCGCUGGAGUUUGUGGAGGACCACUUUGUCAGCAGCGAUGACGGCACGCUCACGUGCCGUUUCAGCAUCCAGCCCUCGUCAUACUACCUGCUGUAUCGCCUCUCUGAAUGGCACUGCAAGAGCCUCACGCGCACAGGCAGCAGUGUUACACACAACCACCACCAACAGCAGCAGCAGCAGCAGCAGCAGCAGCAGCGAGAACAACGCCAAAGUCUUUCGUGCAUACACUGCCUCAGCCACCAGUAA
Molecule: messenger RNA, 1494 nt
Organism: Salpingoeca rosetta
Lineage: Eukaryota; Choanoflagellata; Craspedida; Salpingoecidae
Exons: 10
Coding region: 97-1494 (465 amino acids)
Biological process (GO): negative regulation of centriole replication; protein autoubiquitination
Cellular component (GO): aggresome; peroxisome
Molecular function (GO): zinc ion binding; ubiquitin protein ligase activity; ubiquitin protein ligase binding
Source: RefSeq, a predicted model, not a curated record